CGCCGCGUGCGUUUCGUCUUUGCUCCUUUUAAUGCAGUUUUUCGUUUUUCUGAAUGCACGUUUUUCACCACAUACAUUCAAAUUUUUCAAUAUUCAAAAAUUAAUUAAUUUUAAUUAUCCCCAUCGAAAAUUUUUUUUUUGACAUUUUAAAACAAAUUUUAUUCUCCUCACAAAAAAAAUUAAUUCACGAAAAAUUUUUUAAUUGAAAAAUAAAAAAAAAGGAUUAAAUAAUAUUUAAUUAAUUCGUAAAAUUUUGGAAAUUAAAAAAAAAUAAAUAAAUAAACUGUGAUUUAUUGGUGUGUAGGUGAGUCAAGAUAUUUAUCUCGGGGGUGCUACUGCAAGUGUCUGGUGGAUAUAAGUGGAGGUGCAACCUCCGAAAACUAAAGAAGAUUGUCGUUUCCUCUGGAGGCAAUCAGAAGACAGUCAAGAUCCAUUGCUGCCAGGAAAUGUCGGAAAGUCAAGUUUGUCAUCGGAACCGGUCAUGACAGGAACAUACCGGAGAUCGGUGAGUACAGAAAGCACAGGAGAAGAUGAGGAUAACGUCAGGGGUGUGGAAACCCCUAAUGAAGGGAUUGGUAACGAGGUAGAAUAUCACUACCAGAUGACAAUGUCAGGUAGCUCGAGGGGCUACUCCACUGUCGGGGGUUAUCCCCAUGGGGUCGACCAACACCUCAACUUUGACCCUGAAGAUCCACCACCUGCUCCACCAUCUCUUCAAACACAAUCCUCCGUUCAUCAAACAAUGCACUUUCUUGAUAAGCCGGAAAUCGACAAAAAAGUCAAGAGACACAGUAUCCACGGAAUGAUGGAAGAGGAGAACGUGAUAAGGCCUCACCAGGAAAUGGGCAGUCUCUCAUUAGAUGAAAAGAAAUUUCUCUUAGCCGUUGAACGAGGAGAUGUUGCUUCGGUUAGAAGAAUGUUGCAGAGGGCCCAGGAGACAGAUUAUAUAAAUGUGAAUUGUGUGGAUCCGUUAGGAAGGACUGCGCUGCUUAUGGCAAUAGAUAACGAGAAUUUAGAGAUGGUGGAGCUGUUAAUCGAAUAUAAAGUAGACACAAAAGACGCGUUACUUCACGCAAUUUCCGAGGAAUUUGUUGAAGCUGUCGAGGUCCUUUUGGAACACGAGGAAACAAUUCCACGACCAAGUGGAGCACCACACGUAAGCAGUCCUGUAUCGCCUGCUUGCAAUAUGCCCGAUUGUAGUCUUAGUUGGGAAGCUUUACCGGCUGAUACUGCAACUUUCACGCCGGAUAUAACACCUCUGAUCCUCUCUGCUCACAGAGAUAAUUACGAGAUAAUAAAGAUCCUUCUCGAUCGUGGAUCCACUUUACCAAUGCCCCAUGACGUUCGUUGCGGAUGUGAUGAGUGCGUACAAUCAAGAAUCGAUGAUUCUCUACGACAUUCCAGGAGUAGGAUAAACGCCUAUCGUGCAUUGGCUUCACCGUCAUUAAUCGCCUUGUCCUCUAAGGACCCCAUCUUAACGGCCUUUGAACUCUCCUGGGAGCUUCGUCGUCUUUCCUUUCUCGAGCAUGAAUUCAAGUGCGAGUACCAGGAGCUUAGAAAACAAUGUCAAGACUUUGCCACUGCCUUACUGGACCACACGAGAAGUUCACGGGAACUUGAAAUCCUUUUGAAUCACGAUGCAAAGGGGCCUACUUAUGAGCAUGGGGAAAGGAUGCACCUGAGUCGACUUAAGUUAGCUAUUAAACUUCGUCAGAAAAAGUUCGUCGCGCAUCCAAAUGUUCAGCAAUUGUUGGCAUCGAUUUGGUACGAGGGCCUUCCGGGCUUUCGAAGGAAGAAUAUGUUUCUUCAGGCUGUGCAAAUCGUCCGUAUUGGAAUGUUCUUUCCACUAUAUAGUGUGGCCUAUAUAAUAGCCCCUCACAGCACUAUCGGUCUAACCAUGAGGAAGCCGUUCAUCAAAUUUAUCUGCCACUCUGCUUCCUAUUUUACAUUUUUAUUCAUGUUAAUUUUAGCCAGUCAGAGGAUUGAAAGUGUAAUUGGAAAUUGGAUGGGAAAUGUAUUUCCUUCCGAGGAACACGAUCCAACGCCAACUAAACGAGGAGCUGCUCCCACAAUAGUCGAAUGGUUAAUAUUGGCCUGGGUUUCCGGACUGAUUUGGUCGGAGGUAAAGCAAUUGUGGGACGUGGGCCUUGAAGAGUACGUGAACGACAUGUGGAAUGUGAUCGACUUUGUAACGAACUCGUUGUACGUGGCAACCGUUGCAUUGAGGGUGGUCGCUUACUAUAGGGUACAAAAAGAAAAUGAGGGUCGUGAAGCUGGAUCCAUCAUAGAACUUCAACGAGAAGAUUGGGACACUUGGGAUCCAAUGCUUAUAUCCGAAGGACUUUUUUCAGCUGCCAAUAUAUUCAGUUCAUUGAAGUUGGUGUACAUUUUUUCUGUGAAUCCACAUUUGGGACCGUUACAAGUUUCUCUAUCGCGAAUGGUGAUGGAUAUUAUGAAAUUCUUCUUUCUCUACGUUUUGGUCCUGUUUGCUUUCUCUUGUGGACUCAAUCAACUUUUAUGGUACUAUGCGGAUUUGGAGAAGAAAAAGUGUCCCACUGCCUCGGCUUAUCCUCAGAAUGCAAAUGUAACCAAUAUGGAUCCAAAUGCAUGCAUCGUAUGGCGCAGAUUUGCAAAUUUGUUCGAGACGAUACAAACGCUUUUUUGGGCUGUAUUCGGAUUGGUGGACCUUGAGAGCUUCGAAUUGGAUGGUAUCAAAAUAUUCACUCGAUUUUGGGGAAUGCUCAUGUUUGGCACCUACUCUGUUAUUAAUAUUGUCGUUUUAUUGAAUCUUUUAAUCGCCAUGAUGAAUCACUCCUAUCAAUUAAUUUCGGAACGCGCUGAUAUUGAAUGGAAAUUUGCGAGGAGUAAAUUAUGGAUAAGUUAUUUUGAAGAAGGUGGAACAGUACCACCACCAUUCAAUAUUAUACCAACACCAAAAAGUGCCGGUUAUGUUUUAAUGUGGAUUUAUCGAAAAGUAUGUGGACAUAGUAGAGCAGCAAAAAAGGAGCAUAUGCGUACAAUUAGGAACAGAAAAAACAUAUGGAAAAUUCUAGGGAUUACAGAUUUCAUCACAGGAGCAAUUCUAUUUUUCCAGAGAAAACAGAAGCAGGCGUCGGAGCGUGAUUUCCGGUAUCAACAAAUAAUGAGGAAUCUUGUAAGACGUUACGUGACAGUCGAACAAAGAAGAACUGAGGGUGAAGGUGUCACUGAGGAUGAUGUCAAUGAAAUCAAACAGGACAUUAGCGCAUUUCGUUGUGAGCUUAUCGAGAUUUUGAAAAAUUCUGGAAUGAAUACAUCAACUGCCUCGGGGGCGACUGUAGACGGUAGCGUGAAAGAGUUGUCCAUAGGUGCUGGUGGUAAGAAAAAUCGUCAAAAAGAAAGAAGACUGAUGAAGGGUUUUAAUAUUGCUCCACAACCAUCGGGCAGUGGACAAUUACCGCCAGUUGCUGAAUUCACUGCAUCAUUGGAACAUUCACACGAUGAACAAUCACAUGAACUAUUUGGCAGUACAUUGAGCGGUAUAUUUGGUUCGAGUAUCGCGCCAAAAAGACAUCAUCACAUCAGUACAAAUAGUGUACCGGGACUUGCCACUGGAACAAGAAAUAAUCGCGAGUCAAGAAGUGAUUCGAAAAAACGUCGCUGGGGAACAAUUAUUGAAGCUGCCAAAGCCGGUAGAGUCUCCAGGCUAAUUGGAAGAUCACGUUCGGAGGAUUCGGUAUAUUCUCCAGGAUCAGAUGAAGGUGGAUCAAGAUCGGAGGGAUCGUCGGAUUCAAAGUCUUCCUUGGAUGCACCAUCGCAGGAUUCACAUCCACAUCAUCCACAUCAUAUGCAUCAUUCGUCACAACAACAAGAGAGCCACCACGUGUUCGGACAUGGACUUGGUCCUGCUUUUGCCGCAUUAAAAAAGAAGCGAAAAAAAUUUUCCACCUCACGUUCAUCAACGCCAUCGGUGUCAAGUACAACGACACCAGUUGAAAGUGUUGUACAACCAAUUGCCUCAGUUUUGGCAUCGAGAAUAUCACGAUUGCAAUUGCAACGAGCAAGCAGUGUACCCACUCGAAGUCCCGAUCUUGCAAUGCAAUCGAUUCCAACGCGAAGUCACGAGGUCACACAGAGUCAGCAACCGAGUCUCGAUACUGCCGAGUCAUUUAAUCCAAAUGAUCAAGGUAUGUCAGUUAGCGCGAUUCCGUUAACACCAUCGACAACUGAGGAGAGUGUUGUCACAUCGGGUAAUUUAUCAUCAACGGGGCUCAAUAAGAAAAAUGGCUCAGCAACACAACUACAACGUAUAUUGCCAGGCAUCGAUCCUAUUGCUGGACAUGACACAACAUCCGGUUGGCUUUGAUGGCGGUACGAGAACAUUAAAUCUUCAUAUCGCUCUCGAGGCUAAUCAUCAAUAAACACACAUAUAUACCUACAUAUAUAUAUAUAUUCUCCAGUUGACCCUGUGUGGCUAUCAAAAUGUGGUGAGAAAAUUUCUAAUAGGUUGCGGGUGGGGGAGGGAGGGGGGUGAAUAUUGAACCUUUCUCCAUCCCCUCGCCAUCAUCAAUAGACGCACAAUGAUGCCUUCGUGACAACGUGCGCUUCGUGACUGCGCUGUCUAUCAAAUUACCAAAAAAAAAAAUCUCUAGUCUUACUCUUUUAAUCUCGACUAAAUAUUGACUCUUUUUAAAACGAUUUUUCUUGUCUUUACUGAAAAUUUAUCCUUAUUAUCAAAAAUUGACGAUUUUCCAUGUUUUUUUUAGACAUUUUUUUUUGCAGUUAUUCAGUCAAACGAGAUUUUGGGAUUUUUUUCGAAAUUAUUCAAAUCGCGACUUCCGGAUGAGAUUAUAGUUCUGCAAUCGAUCCAUAGGAUACAGAACGAAUUUCAAGGUUUGGAAAUUUUAUUUAUGAAUAGUAAUUUAGAUAAUUAAUUCGGAAAUCAAAUUUUUAAUUUCAUAUUUAUUACUAAUAACUCAAUAAUUAAAAUUCGGUGAAAUUUUUAUAGUUUUAGAAAAUUCCAUUCAAAAAUCAUGAAAUAAUUUUUUCAUCGUAAUUUUAAAAAUAAAAUCAAAAAUUUAUCCUGAUUAAUCAAAAAAAAACUUGUUGCAUAAAUGUCGUAUAUAAAUUAUAUAUAUAAUUAUAAAACCACGAUAAAAAAAAAGAGGGAAAAUUUACAAAAUUUCUUCAAGUUAUUGUGGAUUUGUGAUAAUAUUCGUAUUUAAGAUCGGGUAUUAUUUUUCUUCAAAGAAAGAAAUCUUUUCAAAUUUCCGUAGAAUUUUCCAAAUUUCCGCAGAAUUUUUCGCAAAAAAUGUUUUUUUUUCUUCUAAAUUUUACCAAAAAAAAAAAAAAAAUGCAAACUGCAGAAUAAAUAAAUUCUGUAAAUCGUAUAUUAUAUAACAUUGUAAAAUAUUACACAGUAAUAAAUAUAUAUAGAUAACUUGAUACUGCCACAAGGGGAAUGUCGCUUAGACCGAUAGAAAAUGAGA
Leptopilina boulardi is the source of this 5468-nucleotide messenger RNA. It is a transcript of the gene Trpgamma, whose product is annotated as transient receptor potential-gamma protein. The record is from RefSeq and is a predicted model, not a curated record. Lineage: Eukaryota; Metazoa; Arthropoda; Insecta; Hymenoptera; Figitidae. The transcript has 19 exons. Gene Ontology annotation, biological process: calcium ion transmembrane transport; regulation of cytosolic calcium ion concentration; manganese ion transport. Bases 482 to 4345 code for a protein of 1287 amino acids. Gene Ontology annotation, molecular function: store-operated calcium channel activity; protein binding; inositol 1,4,5 trisphosphate binding. Gene Ontology annotation, cellular component: membrane; cation channel complex.